Messenger RNA from Psilocybe cubensis, 300 nucleotides. RefSeq lists its product as uncharacterized. The transcript is spliced from 2 exons. Lineage: Eukaryota; Fungi; Basidiomycota; Agaricomycetes; Agaricales; Agrocybaceae. Bases 1 to 300 code for a protein of 99 amino acids. The record is from RefSeq and is a predicted model, not a curated record.
AUGGAACUGCCGAAAGAAAGCACCGUACAGGAUGAGGAUCCUGUACAUCUGAAGUUGAAGGAGUCUGUUCAUCGAACUGUCCAGAGAUACAUUAAGGUGUGCCCCAAAGCUGGAGAAGCCAAAAUAUUAGCAGAGUUGAGCCCGACAAAGCUAGAUGUAAUCGCAGACAACAUAUUCAAAGGCAUUAUCUUCCCUGACCAUUUGAUGGAACCUGAGCGCCAGGGUAGUCUGGACCAGAUUACGCUGUUUUGUGUGCUAGAGGCAGCGGUAAUCCACCCACCCGCUCGUGACAAUCAAUAA